This is a messenger RNA of Ophidiomyces ophidiicola, 1419 nucleotides long. RefSeq lists its product as uncharacterized. Bases 1 to 1419 code for a protein of 472 amino acids. Gene Ontology annotation, biological process: protein phosphorylation. The record is from RefSeq and is a predicted model, not a curated record. NCBI's taxonomy places the organism in Eukaryota, Fungi, Ascomycota, Eurotiomycetes, Onygenales, Onygenaceae. Gene Ontology annotation, molecular function: protein kinase activity; ATP binding. The transcript is spliced from 2 exons.
AUGUUGCGGUGUCGCAUAAGAGCCUCUGUGGCCUGGCAGUGGAAAAGUCCUCAUGCCCUGUUCACCUCGCUGUUUGUUCGUUACCACUCAUCUGCAAAAGAUAUACUUGCCGCCCAAGCACCCCAAAACCAGGCCCAUAUUAAAUAUGUCUGGAUCAACGGCGUGGAAGCUCUAGAGAGAUAUCAAUCUGGAGGCUACCACCCCAUCAUGAUUGGGGACAUCCUGCACAGGCGGUACCACAUUGUGGAUAAGCUGGGGUUUGGAGGAUAUGCGACAUUGUGGCUUGCUCGAGACAUCCAGCUAUCCCGAUACGUUGUUGUAAAAAUCAACGUCGCAGAUUCAAGCUUACGCGAAACAACGAUUCUUCGAAAAAUUUCGGCCCAAGAUCCCCCAUUCUCUACAACAGCCAAAUACUCAGGAGGCCGUGAUUUAAUAACCGUUCUCCUGGAUGAAUUCAAGAUCAAUGGCCCGAAUGGUGCACACCAAUGUUACACCAUGACUCCAGCACGGUGCAAUCUCCGAGAUGCAUCAUACAGUCGCUUGUUUCCGAUUGAUGUUGCGCGAGCAAUAUCAGCUUCUCUCGCACUCGCCGUUGCAUUUCUUCAUACACGAGGCUACAUCCAUGGAGACAUUCAUCUUCGUAAUGUUUUGGCCACUCUCCCUUUCAGUUUCGAUGAACUGUCGAUCGAAGAGUUCUAUGAAAAAUACGGGAAGCCAGAAACGGUUUCCAUUACUAGAUGUGAUGGGGGUUCGCUUCCUCUCAGCAUACCCACUAAAGCAGUAUUACCCCUCAGUCUUGAAAAGACUGCCUGGGACUUUACCUUGGCCGAUGCACAGGUGCUUCUGGGUGACUUUGGAGAAGCAUUUGCCGCUGCAGAACCUCGUUAUGGAGUGGAUUGCCACACCCCACUAUCUAUGAGAGCCCCCGAAGCUCGAUUUGAGCCCCACAGGCCACUGACAUAUGCAGCAGACAUUUGGAGUUUGGGUGUGGCUAUAUGGGAGCUUAUUGGCAUGAAGGCUAUUUUUAGCAGUGAAUUUAUCACGGAAGAUGAAAUGAUAUCUCAACGGAUCGAUAUUCUUGGGCCAAUGCCAUCAGAAUGGUGGGAUAAAUGGGAAGAAAGAGACCAAUUUUUUGAUCCGUGUCAGUACCCCAAAGACGGUCGGUACGUCUGGCCCGCAAUAGAAGAAGCUUUCCAAGAAGGGGUCCAGAAAUAUAGGCAACUGAAGCCAUACAUGGGCGUAUUCGACAAGGAUGAGAAAGCCGCUGUUCUUGAUUUGAUCCGUCGAAUGCUGAUGUUCAGACCUGGACAACGGCUUACAGUUGAAGAAGUGAUGGAGACUGAAUGGAUGGUUAAAUGGGCUUUGCCCGCCUUCGAACGCGCAAAGUUGGCUAGUUCCAGCAGAACAUGCUCCGCCUAA